CAGUAGGUGGCGCCGUUGAGCAGAGCAGCCACCUGUGACGUAGAAUGCUACUAGAAACCAACGAGAGAAGAAGAACAACAAAAGCAGCUACAGCUUUUCAGGGUGGUAACACAUCAUCCUCUCCUGCUUCUGGGUUUACAUUUGGUCUCAUUUAAAAAAAAAUGUAACUGGAACCAAAGAGAGUUUUGCGGUCUGAAGGCUUGUGUGAAAUAGUAGCUUGUCAGAAGCAACGCUUUAUUGUUUUCAGACCCUGUUUGUGAAUUCGGCAGCUAAGCUAGCUCUGAGGUUAGCUCCUCUUCAACUGGCUCGUCAACGUCUGACAGACAGUCUAACGGAGAUAAUCAGCCAGUGUUUACCGUCCAAGUUAACCCGACACCUCUCCCUCAGCCUGCCCGCUGCUAAUCUUCAGGUAAAUCAGUGUAGACAUGGGAAGUCUGAGCAGUAGGUUCCAGUCCCCCUCUCAGGGAUCAGAGGAGGCUGCAGAGGGCACAAGUACCAGCCACAAGCAUGGAUGUGAGUGUAAGAAAAGGAAACGAAAUGCCCAGUGUGACUGUGACAGUGAACAAGAGGAGGACGAUGCCAUACUCGAUACACCUCGCAGCAGGAAGAAAUUGAAAAGCACAUCCCGAUACAUUUAUCAGACAUUGUUCCUGAAUGGAGAAAACAGUGACAUUCGCAUCUGUGCUCUGGGACAGGAGUGGAACCUCCACAAAGUGUACCUGUGCCAGUCAGGGUAUUUUUCCAGCAUGUUCAGCGGUGCUUGGAAGGAGUCUAACAUGAUGGAAAUCAAUUUGGAGAUCCCCGACCAGAACAUCGACACCGAAGCUUUUCAAGUCGUAUUUGGAUCCUUGUACCGGGAUGAUGUUCUGAUCAAGCCCAGCAGAGUUGUCAGUAUUCUUGCAGCUGCUUGUAUGCUACAGCUGGAUGGCUUGAUCCAGCAGUGUGGAGAGACCAUGAAGGAAAACAUCAGUGCGAAGACUGUGUGUGGCUACUACGCUUGUGCCAGCAACUAUGGCUUGGAUUUAGUCAUGAAAAAGUGUCUUGAGUGGCUUCUGAACAACCUGAUGACCCACCAAAAUGUCGACCUGAUGAAAGAACUUGGGGCAGAGGUGAUGGAGCAGCUCAUCCAGUCCUCGGACCUGUUUGUCAUGCAGGUGGAGAUGGAUGUGUACACUGCUCUGAAAAAGUGGAUGUUUCUGCAGCUCAAUCCAUCAUGGGACGGCCCAAUCAAGCAGCUUCUGGCUGACGCUGAUGCCUGGCUUUGCAAACGCAGGACAGACCUGUGUGAGCAAGAGCCCUUCUUUAACACAGAGGAGGGGGAACCUUUUUGUUCUGUGUUCAAAUACGUUCGUCUCCAGUACAUCAUCAACGAUCUCGCAUCUGCGCGCAUCCUGGAGAGAGAUAAUAUUUUUCCCCCUGAUUGGUUAACGUCGGUGUACAAAAACCAGUGGUUCGCUAUGCUCCGGACAGAGUUUGACAAUGAUAAUGGUCCCCAGGAAGCUAACAAAGAUGAGUUUGAGCUGAGCAGUAUGAGGUGCGGCAGGAAACUGACUAAAGAUGGAGAUUACUGCUGGCGGUGGACAGGCUUUAACUUUGGUUUUGACCUGCUGGUGACAUACACAAACCGUUUCAUAGUCUUCAAAAGAAAUACUUUGAGUCAGCCAUGUGGGGGCGCUGUGAGUCUGCAACCUCGAAGGCAUCUGGCAUUCAGGUUACGCCUUGCCUCUUUUGAUAGCCGUGGAAAGUUGGUCUGCAGUCGCUCAACAGGUUACCAGCUUCUCACCCUUGAGAAAGACCAGGAGUAUGUGGUGAUGAACCUGGACAGCCGGUUGUUGACGUUCCCCCUCUAUGUAUGCUGUAACUUCCUGUAUACGUCGCCUCACUUGGACCAUCGGUCAGAUUCCUCAGAACAAGAAAGCACUGCACGCAGCGUGUCUUGAUGCCCGUUCAGCGGCCAUUAACUGUUCCUCUGGGAACGCUGAGACACUGACACAAGCUUGUACGUACAAUCCACCGCCACUUUUGACAUCACUUUGACAUUGGACAUACCAUCUGCAUGCUUAUGUAACACAGUGAGGUGUUUGGGGAAAAGGUUUUGUAUCUGUGUAUUCAGUGUUUUGGCACAUUUUAAGAGUCAGCUCCACAUACAUGGGGUUUCCAGGGGAACACAGACAGUGGCCAGGAGGUAUUAAGCCACUUUUCUAUUCAGAGCAGCUACAAACUUUGGACCUCUGCCAUGAACUGUCUGCACUGGGAUGUUGGUCGUUUCUCAAGAUGGAAAAUCCCCAAGUCCCGUAUAUUAAUGGAACCUCUAUUAAUUUAUCGGUGUGUAUGGGGGCAUUGUCAUCCUGGAAUAGGGUAACAUCAUAAGGGUGAAACUGGACUUUUACUGACUUGUAUGGGAAGUUUCAAGCCUGUUGCUCAUUCUGACCGACUGUGGGAUGUGGUCAGAUACACAUACCACCUCAACUGCAUUAAGUGGCUUUCCCUGCCCUCGCUGCUAUGUGAAAAGUUGCACGCUCAAGUGGAGCACAGUUGAUGACUACACUUUUUUGAAUUGUGAAAACUGACUGAUAGAUGCAGUUAAGCAGGAGUUUCAGCCUGUGUUUUAUCACUCUUUAACCCCUGGAAGUCCAUCCCACAUAGUCUAAAGUGUGACAUCUCUCUGCUGUUAAUUCAAUUUAAUUACAGUUGAAUUCAAUAUGAUUUAUUGGCAUGAAUGUAACAGAUAAUAUUGCCAAAGGAUAAAGUAACAAUUCUACACCAGGGCAGCUUCUGUUAAGACUUUCAAAUGAUAAAGUCCACCACCUCUUCUGUAACAUGGAGUAUGGCGAUCACCACUCCCAGAUUAUACCCCAUAUCUUUGUACAUUGUAAAUAACAUUUGCUAUAAUAUUCAUGAUAAAACAAUAUUAUAGAACAACAUUGCAUUCAAGUUAUAAAAGUAAAGUCUCAAAGCCCAAGUAACCCUGCUGAUGUUACAUACGUACACCUACAACGUGAGGAAAAUCAAUACAUAACCCUAUAAUCUUUUUGUGCGUUAGCCUCAUUUACACAGUUUGCACUUGGAUGUCCGAUCACUGACGUUGACUUUCUGAUGUUUACAGCGUUGAAACUCACGGACAUGUUGACAGACCUCAGAUUUUGAGGCUUUUAUCAGUGUUAACCAGCUACACUGUCAAAUGUCUAUUUGCUAGAGUUACUGGAGUCCACUGUUCCUCUUUUGCAGUGCAGUUUCUCCCUGUUUGACACAUUGAGGCAGGCUAUUUGCUCUCAUCACCAUAUAAAAUACUUUUGCAGUUACGUUGUUGUACAUGUCUGUACUGUUGAUUAGGUCAAUAUUUGUUUGGCAAUUUUGAAAAUCUGUUACCUCAUGCUGUUUUUGAAAACCUGUAAAGCGGACAUGUACUGCUAAUUUAUUGUAGUUAUCCUGAUUCGCCCGUAUAGCUGUAACUGUCAUGAAGUUCAGUUUAAAAUGUUUUUGUUUGGUUUUUAUUUAUUUUUUACUUCAUUUGUACGAAUUUAUUUUUGCAAAAGAAAAUAUGUAUACAAUUUUUUCGACAGCCAAUAAAACGGCCCAUUCCCCCGUGGGCUGUGGUGCUAUCGCAUGUUUUCUCUCUUUUUCCAAUGUAGGUCUUUAAUACAGCUGCACAGUUAUUCACACAUUUAUGCUUCUGUAGAUAUUACAAGAAGCCCGAUUUCCUGCUUAGUGAUGUUCAUUGGGACACAGUUACAUAUUUGACCGAGCUGUCCUAGCAAUUUUAUUGUAUUUAUCACUUUGUGAUGACUAAUCCUUUUAUUGUAUACAUCAGAUGAUCACUGGAAAACAUCAAUAACCAGGCCUACACAACAUAUUCUCUGCAUGGUCCAGAUUCAGGUUCUCAGGUUGGAUUGAAACUAGCAGAUCUUUGUCUCAGCACUAAUAAAAAAAAAAAAUACUUAGUCAAACAUACUGGCGGUUUGAAAAUGACAUACAUAAGAAGCUGUGAGAAACCCCACUGUAUUUAGUGUGGUGUCACAACUUUCAUUAAGGCGCCAGCCUCUUAGUCACUUGUUCUACAUUUAUGAUGUAAAGGACCUAAAACAAUUUAGUCUUGGGUUCUGCCAGAGAUUAACAAACCAUUAUCAAGUCUUUUUAAUGUUAUCAGAAAUGAUGCCAUGGUUUCAAUAUCAUUACAUUUUCUAUAUGAACAUAGACAAUAUAUUAGAUUUGGACCAAAUAAAUGGGUUGUGGGAUUUACAUCAUAUCUACAGUGUGUUUACGGCUUCUUGUAUUUGUUAAUGUACAAUGUUCUCCUGCAGUUACUUUCAGUGUUGCCUUUCUUGUACCAUUUGUAUAUAAUUGAGACAUUAAAAUGUUUACAAAAAG
This is a messenger RNA of Cottoperca gobio, 4368 nucleotides long. It is a transcript of the gene gmcl1, whose product is annotated as germ cell-less, spermatogenesis associated. The coding region runs from base 426 to 1940 and encodes 504 amino acids. Gene Ontology annotation, biological process: germ cell development. The transcript has 15 exons. The record is from RefSeq and is a predicted model, not a curated record. Lineage: Eukaryota; Metazoa; Chordata; Actinopteri; Perciformes; Bovichtidae. Gene Ontology annotation, molecular function: protein binding.